Electrophorus electricus (electric eel) is the source of this 3657-nucleotide messenger RNA. It is a transcript of the gene acsl1b, whose product is annotated as acyl-CoA synthetase long chain family member 1b. Gene Ontology annotation, molecular function: long-chain fatty acid-CoA ligase activity. Gene Ontology annotation, biological process: long-chain fatty acid metabolic process. Gene Ontology annotation, cellular component: membrane; endoplasmic reticulum. NCBI's taxonomy places the organism in Eukaryota, Metazoa, Chordata, Actinopteri, Gymnotiformes, Gymnotidae. The record is from RefSeq and is a predicted model, not a curated record.
CCUCUAGCGCGUGUGAUUGGGCGAAAUAACCGGUCUCGGACAACACGACUUUGUGACCAUGACCCAGACAACUGCAUGGUCUGCAAAGGUAUUACCGGUUUCACAGAUCUAUUAGCAGGCAGACAUGCAGGCGCAGGAGCUGUUGAAGCAGCUACGGUUGCCUGAGCUGGCCGAUGUCAGGCAGUACUUCCGCAGCCUGUCCGCCAGCACGCUGAUGGGCAUGGGGGCCUUUGCAGCCUUUACCACCUACCUGUAUGCCACGCGUCCCAAAGCCCUCAAACCACCCUGCGACUUGAGCAUGCAGUCCGUGGAGAUACCCGGUGGGGAGCUGGCACGUAGCUCAGUGCUGCUGGACCCAGAAACGCUUCUGUCGUUUUAUUAUGAGGAUGCUAAGACAGUGUAUGAAUGCUUCAUUAGAGGCAUGAGGGUGUCCGGCGAUGGGCCUUGUUUAGGGUCAAGAAAGCCAAAACAGCCUUAUGAGUGGCUGUCCUACUCAGAGGUCCUGGAGAGAGCAGAGAACCUGGGCUCAGCGCUGCUGCUCAGGGGCCACUCCAGAACCUGUGAGCAGUACGUUGGGAUCUUCUCUCAGAACAGACCAGAGUGGACCAUCUCAGAGCUGGCAUGCCACACAUAUUCGCUCGUACCAGUGCCCCUGUAUGACACACUGGGCACCGAUGCUAUCCGCUUCAUCAUUGACCAGACCUGCGUCUCCACGGUGGUGUGCGACGUGCCGGCGAAGGCGCGCCUGCUGCUGGACAGUGUCUCGGGCAGGCAGCACUCACUGCGCCUUCUCAUGCUGAUGGAGGCGUUCGACUCGGAGCUGGCAGUGCGAGGUCAGCAGUGCGGCGUGCAGCUUGUCAGCCUGGCCGAGGCCGAGGCUCAGGGGAGGACCUGCAGACAGCCCCCUUCGCCUCCUGGAUCUGAGGAUUUAGCGCUUAUUUGCUAUACCAGCGGAACCACAGGAAACCCAAAGGGUGCCAUGCUCACCCACAGAAACAUUUUGUCCAAUAUUUCUGCUUUUGUUAAGAUCACAGAGACUAGUUGUCCCCUCACCCACAGAGACACACAUGUGUCUUACCUCCCUCUGGCACACAUGUUUGAACAAGUGGUGCAGGGCCUGAUUGUUAUCCACGGGGCUCGAGUCGGCUUUUUCCAGGGAGACAUCCGCAUGCUGAUGGAUGACCUCACAGCUCUGAAGCCCACCGUGUUCCCAGUGGUGCCCCGUGUGCUCAACCGCAUGUAUGAUAAGAUCUUUGGACAGGCCAACACUCCACUGAAGAGGUGGAUUCUGGAUUUUGCGUUCCGCAGGAAGGAGGCUGAGAUGAGGAGUGGGCUUAUGAGGAAGAACAGUCUGUGGGACAAACUCAUCUUUAAGAAAGUCCAGGCCAGCGUUGGAGGUUGCGUGCGUCUGAUGAUGACUGGUGCUGCUCCAGUUUCUGAACAUGUGCUUACCUUCCUGCGUGCGGCACUGGGCUGCCAGUUUUAUGAAGGUUUUGGACAAACUGAGUGCACAGCUGGGUGUACUGUUAGUUUGUCAGGAGACUGGACAGCAGGUCAUGUGGGUCCUCCUUUGCCUUGUAACCACAUCAAACUGGUGGAUGUUGCUGAGAUGAACUACCUGGCUGCUAACGGAGAGGGAGAGGUAUGUGUGCAGGGGCCUAAUGUGUUUAAGGGAUACCUGAAUGACCCAGAGAAGACAGUGGAAGCCAUCGACCAGGAUGGCUGGCUCCAUACAGGAGACAUUGGCAGGUGGCUGCCGAACGGCACGCUGAGGAUUGUGGACCGCAAGAAGCACCUCUUUAAGCUGGCACAGGGAGAGUACAUCGCCCCGGAGAAGAUCGAGAAUAUCUACCUAAUGAGUGAGGCUGUGGCCCAGGCCUUCGUGCACGGCGACAGCCUCCAGGCCUGCUUGGUGGCCAUUAUUGUGCCAGACCCUGACUUCCUCCCUGGAUGGGCGAAAAAGAGAGGCUUUCAUGGCUCCUACGAGAAUCUCUGCAACAACCCGGGAGUGAAAAAUGCCAUUUUGGAAAACAUUGUUAAACUGGGCAAAGAAAGUGGACUGAAGUCAUUUGAACAGGUGAAGGACAUUGCUCUGCACAAAGAAAUGUUCUCCAUCCAGAAUGGCCUCCUCACACCGACCCUCAAAGCCAAGCGUGCUGUGCUCAGCAAACAUUUCAGGAAACACAUUGACCAGCUAUAUGCCUCCAUUCAGAUGUAAAACUGAUCCUGUAUCAGUUUUAAAGGAAUAAUCGUAGUAUUGAAUGGAGCCCAGGAGGAGCCAGCUGCCAUCAUGCCGACAAGCUGGUCUGAAUCGGCUCCUGUGAGCUUCUCGUCACCGUUAGCUACGUUAGCACUUUGGGGUGAAGUAUUCCUCAAAAGAGCCGUCCUCGACAAAGAACUCUGCCUGAUCCACGCAUGACGUCCACUGCCUUUCAUAUGUAUAUAGGAAUGAGGGGAAAAUUGGUUCAGGAAGCCUAACUCUGUUCUCACAGCUCCAGAACAUACCUCAUGGCUGACACGACACUUCACAUGACCUUACUUUACUGCAACAGAUGUCUAAUGGAAGUACGUUCUCUCAAAGACCUGGUCUUACAAAUGUACUCGGACUGGCCUUGAGGAUUUAAAAUUUUUCACUUUCAGAAUAUCUGUCAAAGAGGUUGCUUGGGUGCUAGAUGGCGCCAUUAAGGUUAACACACACCUUAAAGAGGCUCAGGCCUUCAUAGGCAAUUUUCUGCAUGACUUGUCAGUAAUAUUCGGGUUGUGCAGAUAGCAUAUUGACAAAUAUGGCCACUGACUAUUGUAAGCCUUGUGUCAUCUGUUGUAGCUACACUCAACUGUACUGUGACAUUCUGGUACCCAGCAAACCAUGGUUGUGGUGCCAUUAAACAUUUUGCUAAGUAUUUGCAAUAUGUACCUAUGUAGUGUUCAUAUAGUGUUCAUAAAGUAUUCCUAGAAACUGGUGAUUUGUAAUUUGCUGCUCUAUUUCUAGAAGGAUUUAGUUUGCAUUCCCUAGGAUAGACCCAGACACCAUUUGAUAUAUAUGUAUUUUUUUUGUUGCAAUAUACAAAGGCCAAUACUGCAUAUUUAUAUAGUGUUAUUAUGUCUACAUAGCAUGUUGGUACAGUGUUGACAUUGAAUUUUAGGACUUUUGUGAGAACUCUGCUAAAUGUUUUAUAUAUGCCUGCUUUGAAGAGGCUUUUAACACAUUGUUUUUAAUUAUGGGGCGUUGUAGAAUCACUGUAGUUUAUUUUGUUUGUUUGGGGUUUUGUUUUGUUUUGUUUUAUUAAUUUCUUUGAAUAUACUUAGUAGCCUAAAGCUAUUUUAUCUGAUCACUCCAAGAUGAGGUACAUAAAAGUAAACCAAAAUAUAUUGGGUACAGUAGUGAUUUGUAAACACUAUCUGUCUGACAGCAAAAUCAGUGCUGUCAUGUCUCUGGAUUCUUUGUGUUAAUUUUUUUUCAAACAUGAGUAUGCUUGUUAACAUGAGGUAGUUACAUCAUAUUAUGGACAUGUAGGGUUGUGUUGGGGGAGCUGUAUUUGAUGAUGUCAAAGGGAAAUAUUAAAAUGUUUUUGUAAUCUGUUAGUUCAAGCCAUUAAUGAAAUUUUCAUGUAAAAGAUAUACAUGACUUGAAUUAAAUGUGAUUUUCUGUAAAUGUGA